Messenger RNA from Etheostoma spectabile (orangethroat darter), 1892 nucleotides. RefSeq names its product interleukin-1 receptor-associated kinase 4 (gene irak4). The transcript has 11 exons. The record is from RefSeq and is a predicted model, not a curated record. Bases 316 to 1710 code for a protein of 464 amino acids. Gene Ontology annotation, biological process: signal transduction; protein phosphorylation. Lineage: Eukaryota; Metazoa; Chordata; Actinopteri; Perciformes; Percidae. Gene Ontology annotation, molecular function: protein binding; magnesium ion binding; protein serine/threonine kinase activity.
UGGAAUUGGUGUUCUUAAUGACACCCGGAGGAAACACAGAUUGUACAUUUUAUGGGCUACUUUAUCACCUAUCUGUAUUUCCGCAUUGAAGGUGGAGACCUGAAGUGGGACAGGCUUGCUGUGUUACGUUUGGGGAAGUUGCUCAAUAUCGGAAAGACACAUUUUACUAAACUGUGAGCUAAAUACCAGUUUGCUAAUGUUCUGUUUUUAUCGGUGCUAUGGCGGACGAUUAAUACUCGUAAUGUCGCUGUUUUCAGUAGCUACAACUAUCAGAUAAAACCCAAACUCAGACUGUGUCCGUAUUUGUUUCGAAAAAUGAAUAAUUCUGGAACUCCCGCUACUUACAUUCGCAACCUCAGUUAUAGUCUACUUCGCAAGUUGUCCGACUUUCUGGACCCUCAAGACAGGUGGAAAGAUGUUAUUGUCUCGAUACGGAAGCCGAGUGGGGAGUUAAGGUACUCUCAGCAUCAUGUGAGGAGAUUUGAAGGCCUUGUUGCACAGGGUAAAAGUCCCACAGUGGAGCUGCUGUCUGACUGGGGGACUUCUAACAGUACAGUGGGUGAACUUGUGGAGAUUUUGAAGAGCCACAAGUUAUUGGCUGCUGCUAGUGUCCUGCUGCCUGAGGCAGUCCCACCAGAGGCACAGCCAGCAUCUCCAUCAGUUGGAACAAACAGCACCCUUCCAACUAGACUACUGGAAGAGAGGGAGACACAGCCACCACCUGCCAGCUCUCUUCCGCAGCCCCGGAUUCUUCUGAAGAGUGAACCGGGCCACACAGGUCCUUUCUCCAGUUUCUUGUACAAUGAGCUGAUGGAGAUAACAGGUAACUUUGAUGACCGUCCCAUAUCAGACGGCGGCCACAGACUUGGAGAGGGAGGCUUUGGCACUGUGUACAAAGGUCUUCUUAAUGACAAACCUGUUGCCGUGAAAAAGCUCAAUGCUAUGGAUGACUUCUCCCUGGACGAGCUGAGAGUUCAGUUCAACCAAGAGAUCCAAACUCUCAAAGUGUUGAAACAUGAAAACUUGGUUGACAUGGUUGGAUUUUCCUGUGAUGGACAGCAUCCAUGUUUGGUGUAUGCCCUUAUGGCCAAUGGUUCUUUGCUAGACCGACUAGCUUGCUUGGAGGGAAGUCCUCCUCUGUCCUGGAAACAGAGAUGCUUGAUAGCUGAAGGGACAGCGAGUGGCUUGGAGUAUCUGCACAGCAACCAUCAUGUCCAUAGAGAUGUUAAAAGUGCAAACAUCCUGUUAGAUGAAAACUUUCAGUCAAAGAUCUCAGACUUUGGGCUUACAAGAGCAUCAGCCAAGCGGACGUCAACAACCAUGAUGACGGAGAGGAUUGUGGGUACCCGUGCAUACAUGGCACCUGAGGCGCUAAGAGGAGAGAUCACACCAAGAUCUGAUGUCUUCAGCUUUGGGGUGGUGUUGUUAGAAAUAUUGUCUGGACUCCCGCCAGCCGAUGAAAACCGUGAGCCACAGUUCUUGAUGGAGGUGAGGUAUGAUAUAGAUGAUGAAGACGAGGAGCUGACUUUAGGGGAUUUCUUGGACAAAAAGAUGAGCGACUGGGAGUUGAGCCAGGUGGAGACUGUCUACUCUUUGGGUUGUAACUGCCUCCACGAUAGGAAAAACAGACGGCCAGUCAUCAAACAGGUCCUGUUGGAACUUAAAGGAGUUGUCAAAAGCAUUGCACUGGAUUUUAAGGCACAGGAGUGAAGCAUACCAUCCCAGAAAGAUACAAGGUUUCUGAGCCUGCUCCAGUCCCGGUGCACACACACAAAUGGAUUUCCUUCUCAAGUUUCAGAGAAGUUAAUGUUACUUGUUAAUUGUGGCUGACAAAUAUGUAUAUUUAGCAUUAUCCUUUUCUGUAAUAAUGAACUGACUUUUUUAUCUUAUUU